AUGUCAUCGACACAUAUCUUUAAUGUAGAAAUGACAUGCGAGGGUUGUUCAGGAGCAGUAGAAAGAGUUCUCAAUAGGUUGAAAGGGCAAGGAGUCGAUAAUGUCCAUAUUUGUCUACCUGAACAAAAAGUGUCAGUUACAUCUACCCUAAGUGCAGACCAAUUACUAGAGGUAAUCAAGAAAACUGGAAAGAAGACUACAUAUGUUGGAACACAAUAA
Parnassius mnemosyne (clouded apollo) is the source of this 219-nucleotide messenger RNA. The record is from the annotation of a GenBank genome assembly. Lineage: Eukaryota; Metazoa; Arthropoda; Insecta; Lepidoptera; Papilionidae.